Messenger RNA from Bactrocera tryoni, 6714 nucleotides. RefSeq lists its product as uncharacterized. The transcript is spliced from 5 exons. NCBI's taxonomy places the organism in Eukaryota, Metazoa, Arthropoda, Insecta, Diptera, Tephritidae. The record is from RefSeq and is a predicted model, not a curated record. The coding region runs from base 1193 to 5737 and encodes 1514 amino acids.
AUUGGAUUCAGCGUUUUUGCUAAUAGAGACGAUUGGACAUCAUAAAAGUCUAGAGUGCGGACAGUUGUAUUUUGCCGUAAACUAUUAACUUAAUUCUAAAAUUCGGCAAAAGAAAUGAGAAACUAAAAAUGCAAAUAUCACAGCAUUAAGAAACAAUAGAGAUCACAAAGCGGUUAGAAUAGAGUUCAUUAGCGUGAUAAAUUGAAUGAAAUUCAAAUAACAGGCAGAAAGCGAAGAUGCAAAAAAUCAAAUAAAAAGCAAAAAAGUUGCCGAUACGUGGUUAAUCAACCGACCGACCAACUAACCAAACCGGAUAGCACCAAACAAACGCCCAACCACCACCUUAGAAUACUCCACGUCAAUCAUUGUGUGUUUCUUAUGUGUAGAGUUCUUCAGGCUGUUACACCAAUCAAUCUUUCAAACUUACUGAGAGAAUUUGCCAAUAAUGUUGCAGACAGUAAGUUGAAAACGGCCGAUGUCAGACGUGUCGCUUUGGAAUUUUAAAAUCAAAUUCAUUGCAAACAAACACGUCUGAUGACAAAUAUUUUCGCCGACGCAGCGUCAAAAGCUAACGAACUUUGCGAAAACGCCGACAACAACGGCAACAACAGGAACAGGAAUUUAGCAUAUAGCAGAGUAAAAAAUAUAAAACACAGAGAGGUAACACCCACGGCACCUGCACAUACAAUCGCACCUAAAAAUCCAUAAGCGAGCGUACAAAUCGCCAACACUAAACACACGGUUCACAUCCACCUAUCUUCCCCUCUUAUCGACACACACGCACGUUUGCAUCCUAAAGCCAAACAAAUUUCUAUUUUGUUGCUAUUGUAACUACUAGUGAUAAGAACGAACGCACAAAGUGGAAGCGAGCGAAAACGAAAGAAAUAAAAUAGUCAAAGCAGUAGGAAGAUUCAGGAGAACGCACGUAUUAAUAUAAAUAAGCAUAACACAGGGAAGCGUAGUUAAGCGGACACAGCGUCACACACCUAGUUGAUUAAUUAAUUUAUUGUACGACCUUUUUAGUAAGCGUGAACACAUUUUAAUACUUUGCCACAAGUAGAAAGAACCGGAGAUAGGUACCUGUGCAUUUUCUCUCAACUUGCCAAAAAGCAUAACAAAAUAUCAAAAAAAUAAAACAACAAGACAACCUGCGUGUUCUGGUUGCCUGUCAGUAGAUAUUUAAGCAAAUAUCAUGACAUCAUACGCAACCGCAAAUGAUUCUAAUAACACAGUGACAGCAACAACAACGGGCACAAUGGAUAACACAAAUGUGGCUAACGCUACAGCAGCGCUAGCGUCAAACGCGCUAACUACAGACACAAUGGCAGGUGCAGAGAAUGUCGACGGCACGCGCAACUUUCACGCAACUAUCGAUCGUUCGCCUUAUGAAAGCCCAACAACACCGUCAACGUAUGACAGCGAUGUGCCACGGAAAUUAGGCGAAACAAUGCUGCAGCAACAACAACGGCAAUUGCAAGAUCAACAAUUGUUAGAUACGCCGACCAGCAAUUGUUGCACUGACUAUGAAUGUGAUUCGUUUUCGGACGGGCAUGAGAAGACCGAUACCACACCGGAAAAUUUGAAGAAGAUCGAUGAUGUCAUUGAGCAGCAAGCGCAGCUGCAACAGUUAAAAAACCGCUCAUCCUCGCAUUAUCUUGGCAAUACACAAGCAUUGGCAACUAAUGCUGACGCUUACGAUAGAGAUAUUAUUGGUGCUGGUUAUGGAGUUGGACUCGCUGUGGCGGUUGAUGACUCAAAUGCAAAAUUUUGCUUUGGCAAACCGCUUUGCAAUGAAAAAGAUAUGUUGAGCAAAAGCGAACGCAUAGAAAGCCACGGCCACAGCAUCGACGGUUCGACAGUCGAUUUGGGCAAAAGUAAGCGCGGUGCCGAUGGUCACGGCAGUGACAGCGGUUGCGUUACACCGUCCACUAUGUCGGACAGCAAUGCGGCGGCGCUAAUCGCCGGCGGUGCAGACAAUAGCGAGUCGUUGCCGCACGACGAUGAUUCAUCCGCAUCCAAUACAACUAAUACAACUACCACAACAGCAACAGCAAAUAAACAGUCGUACGCUUUUACAAUUGAUAGCUUCAAUGAUAGCGGUUGUGAUCCUGAAGCGGCUAAAGCGCGUUACAAAAGCAUGAUGGAGCGUUUUCAGAGUCGUCACCGACGCGGCGCGUCCAUGUCGAAACUGGAAGCUGGCGACGCGGCCGCCAAUAAGGAAACCACAAUGACCAGUUCAGUAUCGGCCACACCGCUAAGUGGCAGCGCGCAUGCACGGCAGGCGCGAAACAGUACGAGCGCCGCUGAUAACUCAUACGAUAACGGUGGCGGCGACGCGUCGAAAGUGAAGCUGCGUGUGCGCGAUCGCAGCACAUCACGUGUACGCGACGCCAGCAAGCGACACAGUUGGUCACCGCGUUCCAGCACACAGGAGUCACAGUUGCACGCGCACGGUCAGCAUGCCAUCGCGCAAACGCCAACAGCGCCACGUACUAGUCAGCAUAGCGCAAAUGAACGCGCGCAUACUGCUGCGCCAAAGCCCUUACCGCCAACGCGAAAAAACGUCAGCAAGCAGAAACCACCGCCGCUGCAGCUGCCCAAAGGCGCUGCCAACCUAGUAGCGAAUCGCACACAAUUCACGCCGCGCUCGACCGCUAUGCAAUUGGCCUUGCAGAAAGUGGACUUUCUGUGCGCACAGCCGCCGCUCGCCGAACUGAAGAACUACAACUUGGAGGCGGAUAAUAUCAGUGAAACCGGCACGUAUACGCUGGAUGGCGACAACUAUACGGAGGAGCAAAAGGAUCUGAUGAACAUCGACAAGAGCGCGCAACAGGCAUUGAAAGCACAACAACAGCGCCCGAAGAAUUUGCAAUUGAGCAACAGUGGCGUUGAUGUCGAAACGCAGCUGAGUAACACGAAAAUCCCAGUGCAUGUGAACAAUCGCUCGAAUGUGCUCGAGGUGAAUUACUACCAUGACGCAGAAGCCGAACAGGGUCCGCAAUCACCGCGCGCAUACAACGAGCGCGAUCUUAUUUUGGGUGCGCAUGACUCGGCAGGCGCAUAUUUGGAGAAGAUAAAGUCGCGCGUGCUGCGCAAUGCCUCGGCGACAAAGUCGGCACCAACGCAGGCUGAAAUCGGGCAGAAAACACCAACCGAGGACGAUGGCGAUUUGGGUUGCUUCACCAGCGUCACAACCAGUGGCGUGCUGGCCAAAAAGAGCGCGCUCGAUCCACGUCCGCGUUUGACGCGUAAAUCUGGCUUGUCCACGUCACAAAUAGACUCCUCCGAGUAUGUGAGUAAUGAGAUGAAGCUGAAGGCGAAUACAGCCAGCGCGUACGCGGGCGGUGGUUUCACUGAUCAUCAGAAAGCUGAGUAUCGUUUGAAUCUAUUCACCAAUCAAAAGGAUAACACGCAAGCGAAAUUUGCGGCGACACGCAGUUAUAUAGAAUCACCACCGGACACACCAACACAUCAAAAGCUAUCCGAUGCAGCGGUGCUGAAGACGGCACAAACAAAAAACGAUUGGAUACAGGAGUGGGCACGCAAUGCGCGGGCACGCAGCCUCGCCUCAGACACGUCGAAAACUCGCAUACACACAGACGCGUCGCAGACAGCGUUAAUGACGCGCAGCUACACGUGCGCUUCCGAUACAGCAGCCGGUGCUGAUUCGCUAACCGACGAUAGCAUUUACAAUAGCAAACAGUGCAUCAGCGCUGCCAAGCUGAAUCGCAGUCUUGCCGAGCGUUAUCGCUUGUCGGGCGAAUGUGACUAUUCGAGCGAUCCAACGUUGUCGAGCGGCGCGUACAGCAGCGGUGGACAGCCGGUCGAGGGCAUUUGCAAGCCACCAAAGAGUCCUUCGAAAAUACCCUCACCGCUGCAUUCAAUUGGUCGUGCGCGCAGUGCAAGUCGUACGCGUGCGCCGCUACAGAAUGUGAUGUUACAGGGUGGCGUUGGCGACGAAGAGGCGGAUAUUUAUUUGCAGAAGACAGCGGCUGCUAUUAGCAAUUUACAGCAGUCGCUUUCGCGCAAGAAUUCACUAAAAUCGCCGCCAACUACACAUUCUUCAGCGUCGCCACGUGCGCACUCGGCACGCUCGCAUGCUCAUUCCUCGGCGUUGUACUCGCCGCCAGACGACUGCGGCAGUCCACAGCACGGUUUGGGCUCGCCCACAUCUGCGGCCAGCGGCAGCGCUUACCAUCACUCACCGUUGCAUCGGCGCGUCGCUGCGAAUGAUCCCUACAGUCGCAAUGCACAGCAUUUGCAGCUGAUGACGAGCAGCUUCAAUGAGCAGCAAUUGAAGUUGCUCACCAGCGGUGAAUACUUGGCGCGGCAAAUGCGUGCGCGCAAGAACUCCUUCGAUGGCAACAUCAGCAAUUCGCCAGCACGCCGCGCGGCGGUAGCGGCGGCCAAUGCACAAGCGCAAGCGCAGGCUGGGCAAAGCGGUCAAGAGUCGCCAUUACGUCGGUCCAGUUCAUUCUCGGCGAAAAUAGCGACAACUCAACGUGCGGCGCGUCCACAAUUCUCCAACAUCUACACACCACCGGCUGCGCGACAUAAUUAUUCUCUGGUUGGCGGCGGUGAUGGGCAGUCCGCGGCGGCGGCAGCGCACAAAAAUGCUAGCAUUAUCAAAAAAUCGGCGAGCAGCAAUAAUUUCCGGCAUGCCAUCGGUGAUUACGAUGAAAAUUUCCAAUAUUACAUAAACGAUGAGGAUGACAUGGGCGAAGAGUAUUAUUCAAGUGGUGCUGAGGAAGUCGAGGAAGAGGAGGAAGACGACAAUGACCACUACUACCACCAACACGACGAUGAUGAUGUACCAGCGGAAGUGGAGAACACGACUGCAGUGCCGCUCUCCAAUACGCGUUUGAAUAAAGCACUACUGAUGCGCAUCGAACGUAGCAAGCAACGUGUAAGCGGCGGUUCCGCCACAGGCAAGCCAACUUCUGCGCCUGUAACGCGUUUGCAACAACAGCAAGCUGCCGGCUCAUGCGGCGUUAUGGCAUGCCCGAACACGCCCGAGCUACCGCGGCGUGGCAUACGCAGUGCGCCACGUUCCGGUGGCGCCGCAACGACGCGACAGUCAGUGCCGCGUGACACCAGUCUCAGUCGUUUGGCAUCACAGGUACCCAACUCGUUGGCCUCGGCCAAGAAGCAAUUGCUACAAACCGCCGCCGCUGUGCCAUCCACAACGAAGCUGUCGAAUCAGCGGGUGCAACCGAAGUAUUUGGACAUAUCGAAGUACAAGCCGGCGCAGGGCAAUAAUUUUCUACGCAAGAACGAUUCCAAAAGCACACUGAAAACGUCAGCAUUGAGCGGCGACAUGAUGAAACGCAGUCCGAGCAGCUCAUCGAUGGGGCUGAGUCGUGCGGAUCCGACACGCACCAGCAAUCGCAGUGUACGCUCGGUGGCCUCGUGCAUGACCACAAGUGGCACUACGCUUGGCGGUGGUGGUGGCGGUGGUAUGAACGGCGGUCGUGCCUCAUCAGCGGUGCGUAGAGACCAGUCGGUGACCAAACAAAAGGAGGCAGAAAUGGCCAUGUGGAAGCGUCGCUCCACGUACGAUCCCAUGAAGGCGGCAGCCGAAGAUCGCCGCAAGAAAGAGGAAGCCAAGCGCUUGGCGCUCGCCAAGAAUAUGGGCGAAAUGCCGUGCGAGAGUGCAGCACGUACGCCACCGCCAUUCAAGCAACAACUAUCGCUGGACGAACAAUGGACCGAGUAUGGUGAAGACGAGUGCGUCUAAGGCGCGGGGUAGUGGAGGGACAUGAUUUAGUGAACCAGCAGCGUCCAGUGAAGAGCAGCCAAUUUUAUGAGCGACGAACAAAUGCGUUUAAAAAAGCUUUUGAAAAGUGAUACAUAGGAUCUACUAUUAAAAAAACAAAAACAAAUAUAAUUAAAUUAAAACCUAUUAUUAAAUAUUGUUAAACAAAACGUGAACAACUAUUGCUGAUAGUAUAUACUAUAUAUGUAAUUACGCGAAUUGAGUUAGGUAACUAGUUGUUGCAAGUUUGUCUCUGGCAUAAAUACACUUGUGCGCCGUCGUCUUGGCAUACUGCUGGAAGAAGGCAUUAUGCGUUUGAUAGUUGAAAACUGUAUUGACGGCAUAAAAGAUAUGAUUUAAUUGAAUAUAUUUAAUAAUAACUUGUAUACAUACAUAUAUAAUAUUAUAUGCAACUAUUUUGUGAAUGGCAUACACCUAUUAUGCGUGUGUCUGUGUGAUAGUAACAUAAACACACAAGCAAAUUUGAAACUAACUAAAAAUAAAUUAUAUAUUUAUAUAUAAAUAUAUAUAUUUCGUUGCAGUGUGCAAACUGUAAUUUUUUAUUCUGAAAAGUAGCAAACUAUAUAUUUAUGAAAAUAUAUGAAAAUGUAUGAAACAGCAUACUAUGAAAAUACUCGUUAACAAUUUUGAUUUUGCCUUAAGUUAUGCUGCUUUUAACUGUAUACUAACACUAUGCAUACCAUAAACUAUGUAUGUGCAUACAGUUGUAGCGAUUUUGUUUACUAUAUAAACGUAUAAAUAUACACUGUCUUGAUGUAAUGCAUGCGCAUGCGCAUAGGCGUGCGUUUAAAGCAAUUAAUAAACCUACUAUGUAUUUUUUACAUUACUGUAUAGGCGCUGUAAUAAUUUUGAUAAGUCGUUGCUUUAGUAUUUAAAACAAAUACAUAUGAAUGAAUGAAUAAAUAAAUAAAUAAAUGUGAACACGUAGCGCAAACAAA